AUGUCGUCGCUUCAGGAUGCUUGGGGGAACUUUCAGGGAGGCGUGAAGUCGGCGUUGAACCAGUGGACAGCGCUGAGGCUUGCCGUGGAAAACAACUGGGGAGGAGGAGACUCGGAGCGCAAAGCGGCCCUUCUCGAGGAGGGUGUGAUGAACAUGUUCAAGACUAAGAAGGAGAUAUACAAGGACGAGGUGGAAAACUUCCUUGCUGACUUCCUUGACGACAACUUCAGUACCUACGCGGAGGAUGACAGUCCGGCACAGGUGGCCAUGAUGCUGGUGGAGAUGUUCUCGCAAUGCGGCCGUCUGGACUACACGCUCGCCAACGCUGUUCGAGCAGAGGAACAACGCCUCCUCGCGAAGGAAGCCGCCUCAGCCUCACCCGGUAGCGGAAAGAAACCGUCGUCGGCCGUGGCGAGCAGCAUGGCAGUAAAAAGCCCCGGAGCAGAAGAGGACGACAGCAGUAGUAGUGACGAGGACGAAGAUAUGGGCGGGGAAGGGGGGGUUGAGGGUGAGGGGGCGGCGGGAGGGGUAGACGCGGAUGGGUGGGCAACAGUCACCGGAAAGAAGGCUGGGAGAGGGGGACGACGGUAG
This is a messenger RNA of Ectocarpus siliculosus, 591 nucleotides long. The record is from the annotation of a GenBank genome assembly. Lineage: Eukaryota; Phaeophyceae; Ectocarpales; Ectocarpaceae.